AUGUCCUAUGUCACCGCACAGACGGUCUGGAUGACCCCAACGCCCUCCAGCAUCCAAGACCUACUGCAAGACUUCUUCGUUAUUGCAGACACACCAGACCCCGAAGCCGGCAACCUCUGGGCCGAUCGAGUGUUUCAAUCCGACGCCAGCUUGGUAACAAGUCAAGGGGCAAUCUCAGGUGAACAAGCCAUCAGGAAUUCUCGAAAGCAUGCAUGGGAUGCGAUCAAGUCAAGGAAGCAUUUCAUACGCCGCGCAUACGCCGGUGGCCAGAAUGCCGAAGAUAUCAUGAUCCAUGGUGAUAUGCACGCCACGAUCCGGAGCACUGGGCAGGAAAUCAGCGUUCCUUUCGCAGCACGAUUCGUCGUGGGCAAAGACAGCAUUGGUUCCGGGAAGCCAAAGCUCUCAUCAUAUGAAGUCUGGGCCGACUCUGCUCCCUUGGCAUCUGCUCUUCAGCAAGCGAACGCCAAAUGA
Messenger RNA from Saxophila tyrrhenica, 471 nucleotides. RefSeq lists its product as uncharacterized. Bases 1 to 471 code for a protein of 156 amino acids. The transcript is spliced from 3 exons. The record is from RefSeq and is a predicted model, not a curated record. Lineage: Eukaryota; Fungi; Ascomycota; Dothideomycetes; Mycosphaerellales; Extremaceae.